Pristis pectinata (smalltooth sawfish) is the source of this 3879-nucleotide messenger RNA. RefSeq names its product endonuclease/exonuclease/phosphatase family domain containing 1 (gene eepd1). Bases 1259 to 2944 code for a protein of 561 amino acids. Gene Ontology annotation, biological process: DNA repair. The record is from RefSeq and is a predicted model, not a curated record. Gene Ontology annotation, cellular component: plasma membrane. NCBI's taxonomy places the organism in Eukaryota, Metazoa, Chordata, Chondrichthyes, Rhinopristiformes, Pristidae. The transcript is spliced from 8 exons. Gene Ontology annotation, molecular function: DNA binding.
AGUGUAGCUACAGUUAGUCACUCUUUCUGUCCAAUAUACUCCGCUAUCUAAUCACGUUCAUCUGCAUAGAUGAGCAGAAAUUUUCAACAGUUAAAUAUAGAGGAGAAUGAAGCUGUUGGACGCGGCCACCUUUCCUUUCCCUUCCCAGGGAAAUAUUCCGAAGCUCAGCCAGACCAUUCGCAACUUUGAUAAUGUGUUGGACACAGUUUAUCCGGAAACGAACACUCGCCAGCGCUCCAGCUGCGGAUGCGUUGCACGGUAUGUUUGCAACCGGCGGCGGAUGUGAUUGGAGGGCCGGCGGGCGGCUGCGGCUGCGGCCGGUGAUUGGCGAGUGGGCUCCGCGAGAUUAGCCCGGGGAACAGCUGUCAAUCACUGAGGCGGUGGCUGGAGCCUGCAGGUAAUGAGAACGCUUGGGAUUGGCACAUCGAUCAGCAGAUGAAUCAAGGUAGUGUGCCUGCCAGCACCGCUCAGCGAUGGCUGUAUCUGCUCUCAAUCCCAAACAAUCUGGGUUCAACGAUCUGGCCUCAAGUGUUGCAGACACUAAGAAACUGCCCAGCUCCUGAAACAACAAAUAAAUACCAGCUUCCAGUUUGAGUGGAAAUACAAGUAUUCAUCAUCUUGGGAAGAGAGACGUUUCGCAUUUUGACUCUUCGUCACUGGUUGAGGUUUGAAUAAAUGCAUUUAGCCAGAGUGGUUGAAGUAUUGUGUGGAAACUCUCUGCUUUUUAACUGCAUAGCUUCAAUCAUUUAUUUGUGAGAAUCUGCACUCCAAGCUGUCUGUAACCAGAUCUGACACCAUGUGACUUGGCCUGGAGGUAUUGUGAUUUGUCAGCUGCAGGAACUGGGCCCUCCCACUCAAUGAUGUGUGCUCACGACUGUUGCUAAUGCUGCACAGUGAUUUGACAGCAGACCUGGCAGAGUGCCUGCUUUACAUCUCUGGAUUCAGCAGUAACGAAACAAGGACAUAGGCAGCUUAUUGAAGCACAAGCAUACUGCGGUGGAGGAAGGGGAACAUGAAAAAGAGACCACUAACUGUCUUGAGGAAGCCCCAUGUGUCCUGUGGUUAGCUGGUGCCUGAACAAGCUGCUCGGGUAACUAUAGGACAGUAGUUUCUUCCAGUCUGAAAGAGUCUCAAGUGGGUAGACAGAGACAAAUGUGACUCUUCAAUCGCAAGCUACAGUGAGAGCCGCUACUAACUGCAGCGUAGAGAGAGAGAGUGUGAAUGAUCCUUUCAGACCGCUGGUGCUCAUGUCUGACCAAUGAUGGGGGGGAAUUUAGGAUGCCACCGUUCAAUUCCCAAAGACCCUCUGGAGAUUGGACAGAAUCGCAAGUUCAGUGCGGCAUGCAACUUCAGCAACGUCUUAGUGAACCAGGAGCGGCUAAACAUCAACACGGCCACCGAGGAGGAACUGAUGACCCUUCCUGGGGUCAACCGAAUGGUGGCACAAAAUAUUGUGGAAUAUCGGGAGUGCAUUGGUGGGUUUAAGAAGGUGGAGGACUUGGCACUGGUGAGUGGGAUUGGUGCUGCCAAACUGGAGCAGGUUAAACUGGAGAUCUGUGUGGCAAGCAGUAAGAGUGUUGGUUCUGCUCAGCAUUCCCCCAGCUCGACGCGCAAGGAUCCCUAUUCCGAAACCCUCUCCUCCACCAGCAGGGUCAAUGUCAACCUCGCCACAGUGGCACAGCUGAUGAGCGUGCGGGGGAUCAGCGACGAGGUUGCACGCAACAUUGUGAGUUACCGGAAGGAGCGCGGACCCUUCGAGACCAUUGACGACCUGGUGAGGGUGACCUCCUUCAGCCUAUCGCUUCUGGAGCGUGUGCGGCCUCGCAUUUGUGUGGAGCGGUCGCGGCCCACGUCCACCCACACCGGCAACGGUGGGAUCGAUUUCGCUGCCAAGCCUCGCCCCAGCCCUACCUCGCUCAGCUUGCAGAGCGAGGAUCUGGAUCUCCCACCAGGUGGCCCGACUCAGAUCAUCUCGACCCGGCCAAAUGUGGAGGUCUUCAGCGGGCUGAGGGAUGGCGAGCGGGUCCUGAGGAUGGCCAGCUGGAAUCUGCAGAGCUGCUCAACCGAAAAAGCCACUAACCCUGGAGUGAGGGAAGUUGUGUGUAUGACUCUUCUGGAGAAUGGCAUCAAGUUGUUAGCUGUGCAAGAAAUUACUGAUCGAGAAGCCUUGGAAAAGUUCUGUGCAGAAUUGAAUCAGCCCAUGUUACCAAAUGUUCGGAAAUGGAAAGGUCCCAAAGGAUGCUGGAAGUGUGCUGUGUCUGAGAAACCAUCUGUACAAAUGCUCAAGAGUGCAGAGUACGCUGGUUAUCUUUGGGACACCAGCGCUGGAGUCGAAAUGAAGACUGCAUUCCUUCUGGAUAAAGCACAAACCAAUGGGAAUGGGAAGCCAUGCGUCUCAAGGCCUUAUCUUGCAUGUUUUAAGAUUGGAACCAUUGAUGUUACUUUGGUAAACGUCCAUCUGAAAGGAACUAUCGCUGAGGAGGAGAAGACUCAUUCAGAUGUCCAUAAAAUCUCUCUGUUUACAGACACUCUUCAGGAAACCCUGAAAGGUGAAAAGGAUAUUAUUAUUUUGGGGGACUUCAGUCUAUCACCCGACGCAAAUGAUUUUGACCAGCUACGAAAAGAGAAGUUUCUUCAUUGUGUCCCAGCAAAUACUUUCACCAACAUCAGCACUAAGAACCCUCAGGGGUCAAAGUCUACAGACAACAUCUGGAUUAGUCGUACACUGAAGAAGACAUAUUCAGGUCAUUGGUCGGUUAUUAGGGAAGGUCUCACCAAUCCCUGGAUUCCUGACUGUUGGUCAUGGGGUGGAGUUGCCUCUGACCAUUGCCCAUUGUGGGCAGAGUUCUACAUAGAAAAAGACUUGGGCAGAAAAAUCCCAUUUGGAAAUGGUAGUGCUGUGACUGUUGAGCAAGCAGAUGGAAGCACUAAGGAUGAGCGGUGACACACAACACAGUUACUGGACGUUUAUUUCAGAACAAUUACUCAUCAAUGAAGCAAGUGAGCAACUGAAUGUGAAAGAAUCUAAUCUGCCUUUUAACAAUUAACUUUCAAUUGUGACGUGGUUAAUUUCUGCUGCAAGUAAGUGUGUGUUUUUUAAAAAUUAAAUAUAGGCUAUUUUUUUGGAAAGUGGAAAAAGAAGAGACAUUUUAAAUGGGGAAAAAAGGACACUUUAUGCCAAACGAUUUGGCAACUUAAGUCACUAUUAAUGUACUUUUUAAAAAAAAUGUAUGUGGAUAGCAUUAAGCUUGGUCUCUUCAUCCACUCUCUCCAUCUUUGGAAGAUUUCAAAGUACUGCACUAUUUUCAUUCGAUAUCACUAACAUUGCUUGAAUUUGGAAGCGAAGAUUGAAAGCUACAGCUGCUGGCAUUUAAUGCUUCAGGUAUAAGUGAAAAUGUUAAAAUUGUACAUAAAAUAGUAGAACAGAUAUUAUUUUGUGAUUUUUGUUUUGUUUUUGCACAGAAUUUUAGGAUAUAUUUGUUCCUAUUCUGGCAUUCAUAAUGUAAAAUGAUAAACAAUAGUAGAUUAUAUUUGUACUGAGCUUGUGAUGGUAAAGUACUUUUUUGGAAAACAUUUGGUAUGCUCAGAUUGCACCUGUUGCACAUAAGUAUCACACCACUGGUGUGGCAAUCUACAUUUUACGUGAACCCAGGGAGUUAAAAGGGAAGACUGCGUUCUGCAGUAAAAUAGUGUUUGCACAGUGUAGCCAUUGUCACAGUCUGACACUCAAUAGUUGGCUGUGUCCUAUGGGGCCUGUGACUAACGUAUUUAAAUGGUACGGUUUAUGACUGUUACUAUAAUUACCACUUGUAAUAUUAGAUUGUAUGGUACUCGGAAAUUGCACAUUUAAUUAAAGAGCUAAUAAAUUUAACAACAUGA